GUAAUUUAUUUGUAAAUAUAAUAUUUUGAAAAAUUCAAAGCUUAUAAUUUAAUAAACUAUAAGUCAUUGAUAACUCUUCGAAAUUAACUUUUGAUAUAUUCCACAUUUUCAAAUUCCAUCUCCAUAUAUAUAAACUAUAAAUUAUUGAUAACUCUUCGAAAUUAACUUUUGAUAUAUUCCACAUUGUCAAAUCCCAUCUCCAUAUAUACAUCUUUUUACAAACAUACAUAAUCAACAAAAUUAUAUAAAUAUAUAUAAUUAGGUUACACAUAAUUUGAAACAUAUAAUUUUACAUUUAACAAAUCUUUAUAUCUUUCAGUGGAAUUAUUCAAAAAUAAAAAAAUCCCGCAUUUUUAAAGCCCGGAUCAAAAUCUAGUAAAUGAUUAAGGUUCAGGUUAUUGGUUCAGUGGUUUGAUUAAAGAUUCAUUAAUACUUCUAUACCAGGAGUACCGUCAAUUUUGAAUUUUGUAUCUGACAUGAAGGCUCAGGUGAUGCAAUCAUACGUGAAUCUUCAUAAAGCAGGUAGAAUUGUCGAAAAAAUGGCUAGAGAUUUUAAAAGGGAUCUAAAGUCCGUAUGUUUAUUAUCUUAAUUUCCAUAAAACCCAAAAAUACAAUAAAAAUGUAUAUAGAUUAAUUAUUUGACAACAACAAAACAUUCAUAAAUAGGUUUAAAUGGAUUAUCUAAUAGAUACUAAUAGGUAUAACUAAACCAGCUUUAGGUUAACCAAUUUUUUGGAAUUGUUUUUGUUAUAUAAAGAGAAGAAAGCCGCUGUUAGUAGAAAAAAAAAAAAAGAUCAGAAAUGAUGAAGCUGCGUUUGAGACGUUACGAGACUAGGGAAACCCUAGAAUUUGAAUUGGCUAAUACAAGCAACCUCCAUGAUCUCUGCCAUCGGAUCAGUUCAUCUACGCCUUCCUCCGUUCACUUCUCGCUGAAUCGCAAUGACAAGCCGUCUCCCGAGGAUACGCUCCGAUCUCUUGGUAUGACUCCCGGUGACCUCAUUUACUACUACUCUCUACCUCCCUCUUCUCCGUUGGACAUUGAGAUCGUUGCAUCUGCUGGAAGCAAAAGGUUAAGCGUACCAUUCUUUCUGAAAAAGGUAUUACUCGAGAAAUCUGGUGAUGAAAGUGGCUUGACUACCUUGGCUACUUCAGUUCACGCCGUCAUGUUAGAGUCUGGAUUCAUGUUAUUAAACAAUCGUGGCUUCUUUGAUAAGUUUACCUUUUCUAAAGAUCUGCUUACUGUAUCCCUAAGGUAUACUCUCCCUGAGCUAAUCACCAAGACGAGGGUUGAGUAUGUGACUGUUACGUUUCAGAGCUUGAGCAAUACGGUCGUGGUCUACGGAUCGCUAGGAGGCCGUGGGGGUAUGGUGCAAAGGGUUAGUCUCAAUAAGAAUAAGUUUGUGUCCGUUAUUGAUUUGGUUGUGGAUACUUUGAAGUUCGAGAAACAAGCCUCUUGCAGCAGCUACCGCGAUGUGUUCACGUUCUGGAAGAUGGUGAAAGAUGGUCUUUCUAUCCCGUUGCUGACGUGUCUUUGCGAGAAGUAUGGUUUGGAACUUCCACCUUGCUUGAUGCAACUACCAACGGAGCUAAAGAUGAAGAUACUUGAGUUGGUUCCUGGCGACAGUGUUGCCAAAAUGGCUUGCGUAUGUGCGGAGAUGCGGUGUCUGGCUUCAGACGAUGGCUUGUGGAAACACAAGUGCUUGGAAGAAGCCAACCAUCUCGUUGUGAAUCGAUCAAGUGUUUCUUGGAAGGCAGAGUUUGCUGCUUUUUGGAAGCAACGCCAAAAAGUUAGAAGUGACAUGGAGAUAAGUCGUCGCAGCGUGACUAGUCCUGGGAUCAUUGCACAGUUCCGUAGACAACGCCGUCAACGCUGAUGCCCCUUUCUUUCCCUUUCCGAAUGUUUGGUGUUUUCCAUGUUAGAAUAAAUCCCUUGGAUAUUUUUUUAUUCUUUAAAUAGGUAUUUUGUUUA
Molecule: messenger RNA, 1969 nt
Organism: Brassica napus (rape)
Lineage: Eukaryota; Viridiplantae; Streptophyta; Magnoliopsida; Brassicales; Brassicaceae
Product: F-box protein SKIP22-like
Exons: 1
Coding region: 801-1874 (357 amino acids)
Molecular function (GO): protein binding
Source: RefSeq, a predicted model, not a curated record